Haliotis rufescens (red abalone) is the source of this 7094-nucleotide messenger RNA. RefSeq names its product NFX1-type zinc finger-containing protein 1-like. Gene Ontology annotation, cellular component: nucleus; nuclear RNA-directed RNA polymerase complex. The transcript has 7 exons. Gene Ontology annotation, molecular function: zinc ion binding; helicase activity. Lineage: Eukaryota; Metazoa; Mollusca; Gastropoda; Lepetellida; Haliotidae. Gene Ontology annotation, biological process: regulatory ncRNA-mediated heterochromatin formation. The record is from RefSeq and is a predicted model, not a curated record. The coding region runs from base 334 to 6675 and encodes 2113 amino acids.
AGGUAGCCAGUGUACACGUAUUGAUUCACAACAGCCAUUGUACAGUGUUUGUAUGCAAGGCCCUGAGCUGGCGAGAUUGCAUGACUGAGUCACGCGAUAGCAACAGAUAGCCAAUCAUUUCAUGUCAACUUUCGUUUCUCCAUUUCCCGGUAUUUCCAACAAUGGCCGACUAACAAAUUUUCUUUCACUUGUCAAAUCAACACUAGCCAUGGACACUCAUGUUAUCUGGAAAAUUUGCUAUAUAGGCUUGAUCGGAUCGUAAUGUCCACCAAGGCACAUGAAAAAUGUAUAAUGAAUGAACAGUGAUAUAACCCAGAUAUAACAUCUACGGAAAUGUCCAAGUUUGAUGUGGAUGAGUCGGUUUGUGAAGUCAGUGGUGCUUCUCUGAUCAUGGUUGGUACAAUGAACACAAUCAAUUACAGCCCUAGGUCUGUUGACGUGGAUUGUAUUGAUGAAUCACCAGACACUAGUACUGAAUCUGAAGAGAAUUCGUUUCUGGAUGAAAACAUAUCUUCCAAAGUAGAUGACACGAAAGAUAAAUUUCAGGAAGACACGAAAAUAGAUGAUGUAUGCCCUCAGCGUGACACACAGAAGGGCCACUCUCCCACAGAGAGCUUUGAAGAUGGGGAGUCUUCCACAGGGCUUGAGGAUGAGAAUGAGAAUGAGGAUGAGGAGACAUCUGGUGAGCUAGAAACAACCACCUCAGUGGUCAUGUUUGGAAACUCAAAUACCCUUAACAUCAACAUGGCUGACGACAUUCGAAGCAUCGACUUAGGAAAGGAUACAAAGGUCACCAUUAAAUACAGAAAAACGAUUAAUCCCUGCAAUAAAGAUCCUCCCACAGAAUCUAACAAUGAAAAACGUCAGCUCAGGAUAACAAUAGAUGUAGAAGACAUUCCAUAUGCAAUGGAUGCAGCCUUUGCCAAUUAUCACCGCCCUAGGGCAAAUCUGAAAGAGAAGUUAGGCAAACUUUUCGAUCAAUUAAACUACAUAAUUGAUUUAGUAACACCAGGGUCCAUUGUAAUAGAGUUACGACCAACAACAGGGAACUCUAUUGAAGCACUGCUAGCAUCAAUAGAGAAUGGGCAGUUUGAUAACAUAGUCAAGGAACUAUUAAGUGACGAAUCAGUAUUCAAGCUGAUUGCUGGUAAAGAAGUGACUGUUACUGUUGACUUGAGCAUCCCAGAGGAGCUUAUCCAGAAAGCUGGGACAUCUGUCAAGUAUCCCUCUCCUGUUCUGGAGACCAGCGUGUUGUCAGAUGUGACUGUGACAGUGCGAGAGGAGGGCCAGGACGAUGAUAACAGCAGUCAGUCGUCAUCCGUUGAUCCCCCUGAUCUACAAUGUGUGGAAGAAGAUCUAUCCACUAGUGUUGACCCAACGCCAUCAGCAGAUGACCAAGGCGGUGCGGCCAUCAGCGUAUCAUCUUCAAGACAAAAAUAUGGUAGACCAGGAAAGCUGACUCUUUCGUCACUGAAGUUGUUGCAGGAUUCUGACCCAUCAAAUAUAAUCAUAUUCCUCAAUGAAGACAUCAGAGGUUUUAAAACAAUGUUGACUGGACGCGACGUGACACCAAGAGACAUCAAACUGAUGGUCUCUGUCCUGAGUAAAGCAGUUCAUUGUGAAUCAAUGCCAAAAGGGAUCAACAUCAUACUCAGUACUGUUGUCAUGACCCCUUUCUUUCGGACACCAUACACACGUUUUCUGUCAUGUCUUGACACUAAAGACACAUGCCAAGUGACGUUGGAGAGUCUUCCAAUCUUCAGAGAGAUUUUGACAAGGAUGCCGUCUGAGGGAUGGCAUAUUGUGAACACUAUUGCUCUACUAUCGCAUGGUUUGUUGCAAAGGAAUAACGUGAAAGAUGCUGCUGUCAUUAAAUGCAUAGAUGAAUUAAAUGAACUUCUGCGGAUAUCUAAACCAGAAACACCCGAAAUGGAUGUUUCAGCAGGCAUGCAGGGAAUGGAGGAUGACGAUGAGCUUGAAACACCGCCAGAAAGCUUUCGUGAUCUUCCAAUUAUCCCCAGGAAGGAGGAACUGGAUGGAUCUGUGGAGAUUUUCCUUUUGCGGAAUAAAGUAGGAACAAGAUUUAAAGAUCUGGAGCAUUAUCUCGAAUGUCAGUUCCGCCUCUUCAGAGCUGAUGUCAUCAUGCCUCUCAAGAGAAACAUUCAAGCCUUCAAAAAGGCCGAUGAAGACGCGUUAAAAGAUUACAGGACAUAUGCAGGUGUGCACAUUUUGCGCCCUGUCUGUUCAUCAAAUGGUCUUUGCUACAGACUUGCUUUUGAUCACAGGCCUUUACAAAGAGUCAAGUGGGAAUCAAGUCAAAGAUUGAUCUAUGGCUCACUGCUGUGUUUGUCAUCAGAUAAAUUCAUUGACAAUGUCCUCUUUGCAACUGUUGACAGUCGUGAUCCUGCACACCUAAAGCAUGGAUUAGUUGAUGUGAGGUUUCUGUCUGAUUUAACAGAUACUGCUUACAGAUCACGAGCUGCUCGCUUCGAUAUGGUAGAAUCACCUGCUUAUUUUGAAGCUUAUAAGGACGUUUUGAUUUGUAUGAAAGAGAUGACUGGACACAACCUACCUUUCCAGGAGUAUAUUGUACAAUGUGAAAACACUGUGAAGGAACCUCUCUAUCUACAAAAACAAAGAAAUAUUAUGUAUGAUCUCAGACCUCUUGUAGAUGACAAGUUCAAAAUUCUUGAUAGAAGCGUGAGCACGCCUUCUGAAGCAUCCUUGACUGAAUCCAAGUCAACUCGAACAGUAUGCAUUCAAGAUACAAGUUCUUGGCCUCUGAUUAAUUGCUUAGAUGAGUCACAAUCAAAAGCCCUACAUAAUGCUCUGACAAGAGAGUUUGCCUUAAUACAAGGGCCGCCUGGAACUGGAAAAACUUACCUUGGAAUAAACAUUUUAAAGACUCUUCUUCAUAACUCGGACGUGUGGCUUCAUGGACAACCACAUAGACCUAUUCUUGUGGUAUGCUACACCAAUCAUGCAUUGGACCAGUUUCUUGGAGGAAUGUUAGACGUCUUUGAUGGGAGACUAAUUCGUGUUGGAGGCCGUUUCACUACAGAACUGAUGAAGAAACACUCUCUUAAACACGCCAGGGAUGGGAUGAAGAAACAGAGAGCAGUACCAUCUCAAAUCCAUGAGGCAAAAAUGGCCAUUCUAAGAAAGAUGAAAUCUUUGACAAGGGCAAUUCACAUCAAUGCAGCUAAACUUGAAGUGGCCAAACGAGAGAUUAUUCAUGAGAACUGCCUGAGAAGCUUCAUGGAUGGUAGGUUGAAAAGACAAUUUCCACAAGAGGGCAAGUCACCGAGAGGGUCCAUCAUAAUUAAGUGGCUUGGUGUUGAAACUGAUCUUACCCAAACAGACAGGUCCAUUGACCAGAGUGACAGAAUUGAAGAUGUCAGUGAUGAAGGUGAUAGUGCAGAUGAGGGGGGCAGUUUAACUGACUAUGACUUGCCAGAGAACAGACGCCGUGGAGAAAUAGUUGAAGACCUACUGGAAGUGUUCGAUCUUGACUUCGACUUUGACACUGAAGACACACGGGAUGUGUAUCAACCACCUGAGACAGAAGAACAAGUUACGCACAAUUAUGUGGCCCUUAAUGUGACACAGCUAGGAGAAGGCAGAGUGUCCCGUUUUAACUUUAGAGAGAGAGAAAAACAGAGGGAAACACUUCAAAAGAAGCGGUGCCUAAAACACAGUCUGAUGAAGAAAAUCACAUCUUUUGACACAAUGACACAAGAAGACGAAACAAGUAUCACCGACAUAUGGAAACUGCAAAGCAAAGCCAGAUGGCGCCUGUAUCGAUAUUGGGUUGAUCUACUUUGUGCACAGGCAUGGGAAGAAAUUAAACUGAAUCAAGAGGAAUACGAAAAAAUAGCUCUUCGUUUUCAGGAAAUAUUGUUGCAAGAGGACAAACUCAUCCUAACAGAGGCAGCAAUAAUUGGAAUGACCACAACCGGCGCUGCAAGAUACCAAAAGGUAUUGAAUGAGAUUGGGCCUAAGAUAAUCAUUGUUGAAGAAGCUGCUGAAGUCCUUGAAGCCCAUGUAAUCGGCACUUUGAGUAAAAGAUGUGAACAUCUUAUACUGAUUGGAGAUCACAAGCAACUCAGACCGAACCCUACUGUGCAUGAACUCGCAAAAAAGUACAAGCUUGAGAUUUCAUUGUUUGAAAGGAUGAUUAAGUCUGGUCUACAUUGUGAUGUAUUAGAAUGGCAGCAUAGAAUGCGCCCCGAGAUAGCUGACAUCAUAAGGCCCAUAUAUCCACAUCUCAAGGAUCAUGACAUUGUGAAAACAUAUGAAAAUGUAAAGGGUGUUAGGAAAAAUGUCUUCUUCAUUGAACAUCAACAUCAGCACAACUUUGAUGAGGAGACUAAAAGCUUCGAGAACACGCAUGAAGCAGAAUAUCUUGCUUGCCUUUGCAAAUAUCUCCUUAAGCAAGGCUACCAACGGGAGCAAAUCACCAUUCUGUCCACUUACUCAGCACAGAUUCGUCGCCUCCGAAUCACAUUGAAGAAGCAACAAAUAAGUGGGGUAAAUGUUGUUGCAGUGGACAGCUAUCAAGGAGAGGAAAAUGACAUUGUGCUGUUGUCACUGGUGAGAAGUGGAAACAAAGGAUCGAUAGGAUUUCUAAAGGAAGAGAAUCGUGUCUGUGUUGCAUUGUCAAGAGCAAAGAUCGGUCUUUAUGUCAUCGGCAACUUUACUCAUAUUGCAGAACAUAGUGAGCUGUGGAAGAAGAUAUGUAUAAAGGCAAAUAUUGAUGAUAACCUUGGUCCUGCCUUGGUAUUAAGCUGUCACAGACACCCAGAUGAGGGUUCCAUCCAAGCUCUAGAUCCGGAAGAUUUUGAAAGUGCUCCUGAAGGUGGAUGUACGAGACAAUGUGAUUACCGACUACCAUGUGGCCAUGUUUGCACAAAGGUGUGUCAUUCAAAUGAUCCGCAGCACAAGGAAUUUCCUUGUUCAAAACCAUGUAAGAAACCCUGCAAGAAUGGACAUACAGGCUGCAAGGAGGUUUGCUACAAGCCGUGCCCUCCAUGUGAGGUUCCUGUGCUGAUAAAACUAGAAGCAUGUGGACACACACAGAAUGUUCCUUGUCAUAUUGAUGCCCGGAGAUACCAGUGCCAGGAGCCUGUUUCUGUUACCAGACCCUGUGGCCACUCUUCCUCUGUUGCUUGUGGGCAGAAGGAUACUGAACCAUGCAACGACCCCUGCAAGGCCCAACUGGCAUGUGGUCAUCUAUGCCAAGGCACAUGUGGAACCUGUCACAAUGGAAGGUUACACCAGCCAUGUACUGCGAAAUGCAUGCAGAUCCUGAUAUGUGGUCAUGAAUGUCAGUCAACAUGCAACGAUUGUCCUCCAUGUGAGAAACCAUGUGAAAACAGAUGCAGUCACAGUAAAUGUGAGAGAAAAUGUGGGGAUCCAUGUGUGCCCUGUAAAGAGCCAUGCAGGGUUGCGUGUAGACAUGGCAAAUGCACAUCAUCAUGUGGAGACAUGUGCAACAAGAAAGAGUGCAAAGACAUAUGUAGGACCAUACUUGGAUGUCGUCACCCCUGCGUUGGACUUUGUGGUGCCCCUUGCCCACGUGUAUGCAGAGUAUGCGAUUCAGAAGAAAUAUCAAGCGCUCUUGAAGUCUUUGGAACUGAAAAUUCCGAGAAAACCAGAUUCGUUCAACUUGAAGACUGCUCUCACAUAUUUGAGGUGAAAAGCUUGGAUAAAUAUAUGAAAGAGAACUCGGGAGAUGAUGAUAAGACAGUUGUCCAACUUAAAAAAUGUCCAAGUUGCCAGACCCCAAUUCGAAGAAAUCAGCGAUAUGCGAACUUUAUCAAAGCGACCCUGUCAGACAUUGAAAAGGCCAAACUGAAGGUCAGAGGAAAUGUAAGAAGAAUGCAGGAGUUGAAACAAUCGAUUGUGUCCAUGCGAAACAGAUUUAAAGGUUCUGACAGGGUGAUGGUGGAUCAACUGACUACGACAAGCCGUGUACCAUCGGAGGCUCGUUUGUCAGCACAGAUCAGUCAGUUGCGAAUCCUGGAGAAAGUAAUUGGCCUGGAGAAAAUUGCAAAAACAGAUGCAAUCAAAUAUAGUUCCUCUCUGUAUGACCUAACUCUAAGAGCCAUAUUGGACUUCAAGGAGUGGCUUGUUAUUCCAAGAUCUUGUUUUGGGCAGCAGGAGAGGCAGGACAGCCAAAGAGAGUUAGAACGUCUAACUCUCAGUCGGUUUCUUACUACCGCAUCUCAGUUGACUGACUCUGAAGGGAAGGAAAUUAGUACUGACAUAAAGAUGAGGCUGGAUGAUAUCAUUCGACGCCUAGCGUCGUCAGAGAAGCACGAGUCAGUUCUGCCAGAUGCCCGUAUGCUGAAAGAAGAAGUCAAGGGCCAUGUAUCUGAGUCUACGAUUGGCGUGAGUGAUGAAGAGAGGGUCAUGAUUGUAGAAGCGGUUGGUCUGAAUCGGGGACACUGGUACAAGUGCAAGGAAGGUCAUGUCUAUGCUAUUGGUGAAUGUGGAAGAGCGUACGAGGAGGCCACGUGUCCUGAAUGUGGCGGGGCUGUGGGAGGUGAUGCCCAUAGACUGACAGAGGACAAUGCCUGGGCUCCCGAGAUGGACGAUGCAGAGGAACUGCCCUGGUCUGAGGAGAGCGACUAUGAACUAGCAUGGAAACUACACCAAGAACUUAAUGGAUAAAUGAUUCUCAUUGCAGCCCUGAUGUUGAAAAAUCCCUGUCACGAAAACAGACUACCCCAGACAAAAGCAGAUACGGUUACACGCAAGGCCUACUGUUGAGUGCAGUCCUUACAGACAAAGCGUCGACCUGCCAACGGGACAACAGGUGUCUCUCAACUCUGUCAACUUUCGUUUUUACGAAGGCGAACGCACAGGUCACAAUGACCUCCUAAUGUGUAUAUACGGUGGGCUAACAGUGACAUCAUAAUGUGUACAGAUGUUAGGCUAGAAUCUACUGUGAUAAAAGUCGCUGUAACAUGGCCAUGUUACACACUGGUGUUCUUUUCAUGUGUAAUCCGAUAGUAUAUCCUUGUGAAUUGCAAAUGUGAACCGAGGGCAUUAUGUGUAUUAUGUCAUACAUUAACACAAACACAAUUGCG